CAAGUCUUUUAACUGGUUUGGAUUCAGGUAUGGGUCCGAAGAAAUGGACAAGAACAAAGAGACUGUUAGAAGACAGUUAUUGUCAAAAUCGUAAUAAUGAAAGGGAAAUGCAAGCAAUUCCUAUUUCUGAUACUGCUGAAGAGCAGGAAAGUCAUUUUACCGGAUCAAGCCGUGGCACAUAUUCGAAGACACAAUGGACAAGAACAAAAACAUUGUUAGAAGACAGUCAUUGUCAAAACGAUAAUGAUGAAAUAGAAAUGCAAGGAAUUCCUGUUUGUGAUAGCAGUGAAGAACAUAAAGUUCAUUUUAGCAGAUCAAGCCGUGGCAUUCAGUUGGUGAUGUCAAAAGAGAAUCAAUGUUUAAAACAUCAGCAGAAUUCCAAAAGUUAUAGCACUACCAAAUUUAACCAUACUCCCAAGCGAUUCAGAACUAGGGAACAAAGCUCAGUUGCAAUUGCUAAUUCAAGUUUGUCAGCUAAUAGAAUCUCAAAUCUGGAGAAUCCAGGAACAUCACAAGUUUUACAAAGCUCCAGCAAUUCUGAAUUUGUGAAGGUUUACAUCUAUUUGGCCAAGCUUCAUACCAAAGAAGUAGAGCAGGAUCUACAAUCAAAUAUGAGGAUUCAGGAGAUGCUAUCCACACAUGUAAUUAUUGCAACGCAUGUUUCUGGUUUGGAGAAGCGAAUAAACAAUCGUCCUCAAGUGCGCCUCUAA
Molecule: messenger RNA, 710 nt
Organism: Rosa chinensis
Lineage: Eukaryota; Viridiplantae; Streptophyta; Magnoliopsida; Rosales; Rosaceae
Exons: 7
Coding region: 30-710 (226 amino acids)
Source: RefSeq, a predicted model, not a curated record